This is a messenger RNA of Gamsiella multidivaricata, 1419 nucleotides long. Its product is annotated as RuvB-like 2. Gene Ontology annotation, molecular function: ATP binding; ATP hydrolysis activity; DNA helicase activity. Gene Ontology annotation, cellular component: NuA4 histone acetyltransferase complex; R2TP complex; Ino80 complex. Gene Ontology annotation, biological process: box C/D snoRNP assembly; regulation of transcription by RNA polymerase II; chromatin remodeling. Lineage: Eukaryota; Fungi; Mortierellomycota; Mortierellomycetes; Mortierellales; Mortierellaceae. The record is from RefSeq and is a predicted model, not a curated record. The transcript has 3 exons. Bases 1 to 1419 code for a protein of 472 amino acids.
AUGGCUUCCACCAGCACCACCGCCACAACGGGUCUCCGUGAUAUCACAAAGAUGGAGCGCAUCGGCGCCCACUCUCACAUCCAUGGCUUGGGUCUGGACGACAACUUGGAGGCCCGUCAGACGGGCCAGGGAAUGGUCGGACAGGUCAAGGCGCGUCGCGCAGCAGGUGUGAUGUUGAGGAUGAUCCAGGAUGGGAACAAGAACGCAGGACGAGCGAUCUUGAUGGCUGGAGCGCCCGGAACAGGAAAGACGGCCAUUGCGAUGGGUAUGGCCCAGUCUCUGGGUGCGGAUGUGCCCUUCACGAUGUUGGCGGCCUCGGAGAUCUUUUCGUUGGAGAUGAGCAAGACCGAGGCACUGACACAGGCCUUCAGACGGUCGAUCGGUGUGAGGAUCAAGGAGGAGUCUGAGAUUAUCGAGGGAGAAGUCGUCGAGAUUCAGAUCGAUCGAUCCACUACAGGACUUGGUCAAAAAUCUGGAAAGCUGACGCUGAAGACGACAGAAAUGGAGACGAUUUAUGACUUGGGCGCAAAGAUGAUUGAGGCCCUCAACAAGGAGAAGGUCAUGGCCGGAGACGUGAUCACCAUCGACAAGGCCUCUGGUAGGAUCUCAAAACUCGGACGCUCCUUCACCCGCGCCCGCGACUACGACGCCAUGGGCUCAGACACUAAAUUCGUACAGUGCCCCGACGGCGAGCUCCAGAAACGCAAGGAAGUCGUUCAUACUGUCUCAUUACACGAGAUGGAUGUCAUUAACUCCCGGUCUCAGGGUUUCCUGGCCCUCUUCUCUGGAGACACCGGUGAGAUCAAGAUCGAGACCCGGGAGCAGAUCAACCAGAAGGUCGGAGAGUGGCGUGAGGAGGGCAAGGCCGAGAUUGUGCCCGGAGUGUUGUUUAUUGAUGAGGUGCAUGUGCUCGAUAUCGAGUGCUUUUCGUUCUUGAACCGUGCGCUUGAGGAUCCCUUGGCGCCCGUGGUGAUCAUGGCCUCGAACCGGGGGAUCUCGAAGAUUCGGGGCACAAGCUACAAGUCCCCACACGGAUUGCCUGUAGAUUUGUUGGAUAGAUUGUUGAUUAUCAGCACGACUGCGUACAGUGAGCCGGAGGUCAAGCAGAUUCUGACGAUCCGAUGCGAAGAGGAGGACGUGCAGAUGACGGAGGACGCGAAGGAUAUCCUGACGAGGAUCGGUAUGGAGACCUCGUUGCGGUAUGCGAUCCAUUUGAUCACGGCGUCAUCGUUUGUGGCAAAGAAGCGAAAGGCGACGGCGGUUGAUGUGGCGGAUAUCAAGAGAGUGUAUUCGUUGUUCCUGGACGAGAAGCGGUCGGUUCAAAUGCUGAAGGAGUAUCAGGGACAGUACAUGUAUAACGAGGUCGAUAUGGCUGAUCGGGAACCCGCCAUCGGCCAUGGAAACAGCAUGCAGGCGUAA